Molecule: messenger RNA, 399 nt
Organism: Symbiodinium sp. CCMP2592
Lineage: Eukaryota; Dinophyceae; Suessiales; Symbiodiniaceae
Source: the annotation of a GenBank genome assembly
AUGGGCAGCACGUGUUCCCUAUGCAUGACAGAUGCAGACAAGCAGCAGCUGACGGAAGAGCUCAAGGAGAAGCUCUUCAAGAGUGCCGAGAGGGGGGAAGCCGCCGAAUGCCGCGGACUCCUUGUCGAUUUCCCUCGCGCAGUGAACAGCCGGAGCGCUCCGGAUGGAAAUACCCCGCUGCACGUAGCCGCUGAGGAAGGCCAAGUGGAGACAGUUCAGGUCCUGCUGCAGAUGAAGGCAAACCCCGAGCUGCGGAACGACUAUAGCCUCCGAGCUAUCGACUUGGUUGAGGCGGACACCGCGGUUUUCAACCUCCUGAAUGACCAAACUUCGCAUGAUGUGAAGCAUCGCACAGGGAUUUCCCUGGGAAAUCGGCGCGCCUCCUUAGGGGGAGUUUGA